UCGUUUUUGCCAUGUCUGCGAUGAGUAUUGAAUAAUUAAAAAAAAAUAAUCUAUAGAUCUAACAGACGGGGACCGGAUGUCUAACUUUCACUUUCAGUCUGCGCAGCUCGUUUGCUCGUUAGCUACAACACCGGAACCUUUGUUACCUUAAAAUGAAUUUAGCUUUUAACUAACGCUAUCUGUCAUGUUUGUCUGCGCUCAGAAGCAGUCUGUAUCCCCUCUAGGUCUCACAGGAAGAAGUGGUCUGUGACUUUGAUCAUGUUAGCGUCCGGAUGGGUGUGUGUGUUCGUGGCUGCUGUGUACGCAGACUCUGAGAUUAAGCUGUACAAGAAGGUGGGCGAUGAAGCUGUCCUAAAACUUGAUGCCCCUUGGCCUGGCGCCAUCUCCAGCAUCCUGUGGAAGGAAGGUCCGAACAUCGCCAUGCAGUGGGAUGGGAUAGUUACUGAUGCUUAUCGUCAGUUCAAAGAACGGGGUAGCUUGAACACUACAACCGGAGAGAUGACAAUCACAGGACUGACCCGAGGCGAUAGCGGGUUGUACACGCCGGAAAUCAACAGCAUCCUCUCCCCUGCAACUCGUCUCUUUGUCAUCUCUCCUGUCCCAGAGCCUUCUGUUUCUAAAUCCUGUGAGGAUGAGUCCAGCUGUGUUUUGACCUGUGAGGGAAACACCACAGAUGCUGAACCAGUCACUUACAACUGGGAAUCACCUGAGGCAGGUUCAGCGAAGGAGCGACGCAUCACAAAGGCGGACAGUUCGAGUAUCAGUGAGUUCAUGUGCGAGCUGAAGAAUCCCAUCAGUCGGGAGAGCAGCCAACACAUCCCCAACCCUUUCUUCCAAACCACCGACAAAACAGAACCAGGAAACAUGAACAUCGCCGCAGGGGUCACAGUUUUCAUCAUCCUGGUGACUGCUGUGCUGAUAGUGAUUAUCAUUCAUAAAUGUAAAUCAGGAGAGUGGUUCUUCCAGAAAGACUCCAUGCCAUGGGAAUCAGGCUUCUGGAAGAGAAGUGACAGGCAGGAAAGAAAUGCCGCUGACACUAAUGGCACCCCUACUCGAGAAGCUGAAGCAGCAGACGGGGACACUAAUGAAACACUGAUGAAAGAGGAGGCCAGGCAACGCUAAGUCGGGAAGUCGGGAAAACAACAAGAGCCAGCGAUCUCCAGAGUGAAGAUGAAAUGCAUCGGGAAAUCCCGAUGUUCUCAUGUAUUUCAAGAUUGGUCUGUCUUAAAGCUCCAUAUUAGUGCCAGCUCUAGAGGUUCAAAUCUAGAAUUAAUUAUUAAUUAUUAAUAUUAAUUAUCCAGCCAAAAGUGAGAGUCAAGUUAUCUUGGUGGGUUUCUCUUAUUAAACUGACCAAAAGUGGGCAAGAAGACGUGUCCAAGACUCAGUCUUGCCCCUCUUUUAUACCAUGUAAGACUGAAAAGCUGCCUUUUGAAAAGAGAAAACACUUAUAAAAAAUACACUAAGACAAGAAAUAUUAAAGUUCUCAAGCAUUAAAAAAAAUUAGCCAAAACACUAUAGUUAAGUUCAGCAAAGGAAAGCUCCCCGAAUGUGAAACAAACACUGACAAGGAGAAAAGCCUUCAAGCAGACCUCAUGUCUCCGUGAGGUUUGUUUCAACCAGAGCCCUCAAAGUUCAAAGAAAACCAGGCAGACCUGCACUGUGGGGUUUCCUGUCGGGACCUGGUACCACAAGCUCAUUAACAAAGCAGCUGAUGAUGUCUGGUGGAGGGUCCUGCUGCCUCACAGACUUAUGGAAGAGGUGGGACUGUGCAGUGCAGGGUGGAACUGGUCUGUUGGCAGGAGGUGGUGGUGGGGGGCAACACUAUUGUUUGGAUUGGGCUCAGCCAACAAUCAAAGCUUUGUACACUACUGCUGUGUGCUGUGGCAAGCAUGAUAGAAUAUUUUAAGCGCUACAAAGUUAAUCUUAUUUUUACUCUGUUUUUUUUUUGGGGGGGGGGUGAGGGUUAUCGUCCUUUUCCUGAUCUUAUUUAACUCAUCUUCAUCUUUGCUUUUAUGUCACUGUGUAAUCUGAAACUUUCCAUUGUAAGGGAUUGUCACAGUGUGUGUGUGUGUGUGUGUGAGACAGGUUUGUCUUUAACUCUUCUAUCAUUGACAUAUCUUACUUUUAGUUUAUUGGGCUUUUGGUCACUGUGGUGUUACUUUUAAACAUGUAAUCAGACCUUAUUGUGCAUUGCAACAUUUCAGCUUUUAGUUGAGUUGUUUUUAGCAUUAUAGGGCAACAUUUCCUAACUGAGUCUAACUCAUAUCGCACUACGUAUUUACUGUGUCAUGUUACAAUGUUUGAAUGUAGAUACAUGAAUACAAAAUUGUCUUCUGUACUCCGUAUUUAAUAAAACACAACUGAGGAUCCA
Scatophagus argus is the source of this 2371-nucleotide messenger RNA. RefSeq lists its product as uncharacterized. Lineage: Eukaryota; Metazoa; Chordata; Actinopteri; Scatophagidae. The coding region runs from base 259 to 1122 and encodes 287 amino acids. The transcript has 11 exons. The record is from RefSeq and is a predicted model, not a curated record.